Diorhabda sublineata is the source of this 3255-nucleotide messenger RNA. Its product is annotated as reticulocalbin-2. The transcript has 4 exons. Gene Ontology annotation, molecular function: calcium ion binding. The coding region runs from base 139 to 1125 and encodes 328 amino acids. NCBI's taxonomy places the organism in Eukaryota, Metazoa, Arthropoda, Insecta, Coleoptera, Chrysomelidae. The record is from RefSeq and is a predicted model, not a curated record. Gene Ontology annotation, cellular component: endoplasmic reticulum.
AAAUUCUAGUAACUACACAGUUAUUUAUGUAGAGAUCAAAUAAAUAGAAGAUUAUUGAAGUAAAUUUGUUAUGACAGCAAUGUCAUAUUAGGACAGUUCAACCAAAAUUUUUUUCUUGUUCUCUAAUUCAAAUAAAAUAUGAAUUUUAUAUAUCCAAUAAUUUGUUAUUUAUUUCUUAUGUUAACUAAUAAAAUUUAUGCUGGAGUAAUGCAUAGUCAUACUAAUGAAGUAAAUAAGGAAAGGGAAACAGACGGAGCUUACAGCCCAAGAGACCAUAGUCAUUAUUCAGAUGAAGGAGAUCAUUAUACUGAAUUUGAUCAUGAAGCUAUAUUAGGUAGUCACAAAGAAGCUGAAGAAUUUGAUCAUUUAUCCCCGGAAGAAUCGAAAAGACGAUUAGCCAUUCUUCUUAAGAAAAUGGAUCUUGAUGAUGAUAAUCAAAUUGGCAGAAACGAAUUGAAAGCUUGGAUUAUACGCUCUUUUAAAAUGCUUUCAGAGGAAGAAGCCAAAGAUAGGCUGGAAGACGCAGAUGAAAAUAACGAUGGUAUAGUCACUUGGCAAGAAUAUUUAGCUGAUACAUAUGGGAUAGACAGUUCCGAAAAUACUAUUGAUAUUGGGAGUGAAAAUGAACAUUUGAUUCAAGAUGAUAAAAAUAUGUGGAAAGCAGCAGAUAUCAAUAAUGACGGUGUUCUUGAUGCUAAUGAAUGGGUAUCAUUUUCUCACCCAGAAGAACAUCCCAACAUGCUACCUAUAAUUUUAGAACAAACUUUGAAGGACAAAGAUAAGGAUGAAGAUGGUGCCAUCAACUUCCAAGAAUAUAUAGGAACAAGAGGAAAUGAUAUUAGUAAAGAUGAUUUAAUUGCAGAAAAAGCUAAAUUUGAUGAUUUGUUGGAUAAGAAUAAAGAUGGAAAGUUAGAAGGAAAUGAAAUAUUAUCUUGGAUAGUACCUAGUAAUGAUGAAAUAGCUCAAGAAGAAGUAGACCAUUUAUUUGCUCACAGUGAUGACAAUCACGAUGAUAUACUGAGCUUUGAGGAAAUCCUCGAUCAUCAUGACACAUUUGUUGGUAGUGAAGCAACGGAUUACGGUGAUCAUUUACAUAAUAUUCAUCAUUUUGAUGACGAAUUGUGAUGAAAUUGACUCGCAUUAUAAUUUUGUAAUUUUAAAUUAUUUAUUUUGUUUCUUAUAUGAAAUUUGAUUGAAAUAUUUACCAACGUUACUACCAAAGUAGGUUUUUUAGCAAAUUAUGACAUCUAAAUUUUAAUUCAUCCCAAAAAAAAAACUAAUUUUAAUUUACCUAUAUAUAACGGCUGCAUUGAUACCUAACUAAUUUUUAUUGAUCUCCAUUUUUUUAUAUUUAUUGUUAUGUAUAUGACACCAAAUAGAGACGAACUAACUUCUGGUGAUGCUUGAAUUGGUCUUAGAUCUGGAUAUUGUUAUCCUCUUUGUCUAUGCUCUAAGCAUGAAAUAGCACUGGAGACAUAGGUCUAAUAGUCGCCACCAAAAGGAAAGUAUUUUUCUCAAGGAAAACGAGUUUUUCUACGACUUUUUCAAAUAAUGCCUCUAACAAUUUCUCCUAGAGUAGACGAUGGCGUUGAUCGAUCAAUAACUUUACAAAGUAAAUUAGAAAUAGGAAUUGAUAAGCUAGAUGUCUCUUCGAGAAGAGUAGUCAGGUCUCUAAUGACUUUAAACUGAGAAGUUAGUUUGGUUUUUAAUGGCUAAAAAUUUAGAUACAAUUCCCAACAAUUUAACAAACAGUUCCAGCAUAUCCAAGCACGGUUUCCAUCUAGUUCUGACUGCUUGGGUUAAUGUAAAAAUUUUACUUUGCAAAAAAUACCAAUUGGGUGGCAUCUAUUGAUUUCCUUUCUUCAAUAGAGUUCAAUACAAAUGUACUGCUUGUCAAAAUCUCAUUCUACACACACGUUCGCGUGAGAAAACUCGUCCCUCUAAGCAUCCACCCCCAAAUAGAUACACGGAUGUGUAUGAAGAAGGACAUUCUACCAAUCCUCUGUCACUUCAAUAGGUCCUCAUCAUUCUAUGGGAGAUUCUGUGAAGUUUUAUCUUUUCGUUAUGAGUUAGCCUGUUUGCUAUGCAUUCUUGACUUUUUGUUCUCAUUCUAGUGGCCAAUAAAACUCUUUUUUACUUUCACGGCCGGAUAGUGAGGCAACGCUAUACAUCUGGGUUACUUUAUGCUUAUGUUUGUCAAUGAUUUAGGUCUCAAUAUUAAGAGAACAAUGAGGAUUUGUACGUUUUGAUUAGUAAAAUUAUUUAUUGUGCCAUGAUUAGAUUUAAUUUGUAAUUUCAUGUAUAUAUGUUCUCAACUUUAUUAUAGUUUACCUACAAUAUAAUAAAAAAUGUUAAUUUUGACGUUUUUUUAUUAAAAUUUAAACUUUGCUAAUGAGAAGACUUUCCAGUUAUUACAGAAGAUAGAUUGAUGUAGAAACUAGGUUUAUACAGGGUAUCUAGAAACUAUUUCAUCAAAAGUAAGUUAUAGUACAGGAGCCAGUGAUAGAUUUUCAUAACAGAGUCGUUUCUAAUCGAAAAUUCGUGAAAAAAUGCAUACAAUAGGUACAAUUUUAAGGAUCGGAGAGAACUAACUACCUACUACCUAUAUAUUGCUUGAUCAUGAGAAAAAAUUAUAUUUUCAUUGAUUUCCUCUCAACUUAAUAUUUAUCUGGUGAUCUUUUACAUAUUACUACGAAUGAAAAUGUCCGAUUGCUGUAUAUGUGGAAUAAAGAAUUUUAAUCUUAAGCUUUGGACAGCCUGUAAAACACUUAACAACCUAAUCAGUGUUUUUUCAAAAUUUUUAGACCUUCUUGUGACAUGUAUUGCUCUGAAAUUGAGAUUUAAUGGAAUCAAUAAAUAUAAAUUUGGUUUCGAUAAUAUAUUACUAAAUUUAUUUACCAUAUAAUAAAUAUAUUAAUUAGGGUUUGUAAUUAAGAAAAAAAUGCUUUUUUAUGUAUUUAUUUUAGUGAUUUCUUUUGGAACCGAUCGUUUGGAUAGAAAUAAUUAUAACAGAAUUAAAAAAAGAAUAAUAAAAUUGUAAAACAUUCAAAUUAAUUAGUUUUUUUUAUACUGAUAACGGUAACUAUUAAAAUUACUAUGUACACUUAAAUUUUUUUAACGUUAACAGAUUAUGUUCGAAAUAUUUCUUUAAUUUAUUUAAUAUAAUAUCACACAUAAAUUUUAUAAUACAAAAAACAAAAUAUAAAUAGUGUGACAACUUUUAACUGUAUAUUAAAAUUAUACUUGAUUCCUAAA